This is a messenger RNA of Microthlaspi erraticum, 603 nucleotides long. Lineage: Eukaryota; Viridiplantae; Streptophyta; Magnoliopsida; Brassicales; Brassicaceae. The record is from the annotation of a GenBank genome assembly.
AUGAUUGGAGAUGGGACUGAACCGCCUAAAGAGGUCCACGUGAGAACUGAACCAGGAACCCCAAAAGAAGUGACUGAACCACUAGUAGUACCAAGAGUGUAUGAGCCAAAGAUCCCAUACCGAAAUGUUCUUGCUCAACCAAAGAAGGAGAAGGAGCAAGAAAAGCUUAAAGAUCUUGUUAGCCAACUUUCAGUCCGGCUACCAUUCAGAAAUGCUUGCCAAAUCAUUCCAUCUUUGAGGAAGUACAUGAAGGCUAUACUAGAAGGGCUGGAUGAACUUCUUCAUGACCCAUUGGAGCUAGCCCUAAUGAUGGGUGAAGAUGAAUUUGGAUACAUGGAGAGAGAAGCACAAGGGUUGGUUAAAUUUAUGGAUUCUAUGGAAGCCUACAAGGAGCUGGUAGCUUUUCUGGAUCUGGAGAAAGAAGAGGAGACGCUAGACCACCACAAACCCAUAUCCAAACUAAAAACCAAAGUGAAGUUUGACCCAUGGUGCCCACUGAGAGCUCCAAAGACCAAACUCAAACAACUUCCAGUUGGUUUAAGAGAAAGCAUAGAAAGGAGAGACUCCGGCCACCGUCGGGAGAGAAGGAGAGAAGAUGUCUAG